Caenorhabditis remanei is the source of this 657-nucleotide messenger RNA. RefSeq lists its product as uncharacterized. NCBI's taxonomy places the organism in Eukaryota, Metazoa, Nematoda, Chromadorea, Rhabditida, Rhabditidae. Gene Ontology annotation, cellular component: plasma membrane. The record is from RefSeq and is a predicted model, not a curated record. Gene Ontology annotation, molecular function: ephrin receptor binding. Bases 1 to 657 code for a protein of 218 amino acids. The transcript has 5 exons. Gene Ontology annotation, biological process: axon guidance; ephrin receptor signaling pathway.
AUGCGGUUACCCAUAUUCGUGUUACUUUCCCUCUUUCCAAUAUUUGGAUGGACCCGUAAAAUCCCGGAUAUCAACUGGAUAUCAUCGAAUCCAAUAUUCGAUGUAUCCAACACUGAUCAUGUGAUAUCUGUACAUAUCGGAGACCGAGUAUCUAUCAAAUGUCCGAAAUCAGAUGAAAAUGGAAAAUAUGAAUACUCAUACAUCUAUAUGGUUUCUGAUGAAGAGUACGAUCAUUGCUUUUUGUCGAAACCAAGGCUUGUAGGAGCGUGUGAUAAUCAGACUAUCAAUGCCUCUAUCAACAUUGUAUUCCGAUCAUUUACGCCUACACCUGGUGGAUUCGAAUUUCAACCGGGAAAGAAUUAUUUCUUGAUUAGUACAUCCGAUGGAACACAGGAGGGAAUUGAUAGGAAAAAAGAUGGAUUGUGUACCACGAAACAAAUGAAAAUUAAAUUCGAAGUGGAACAAGACCGACGAGGAAUCGAAAAUCCGAAAUUCGCAGCGAGAACUUUGAAAAAGGAUCGAGAUGCAGAGCAUUCAACACAAGUCAUGUAUGUUGUACACGAUGGAGAGGAUAUUGAUGAUGACGACGACGGCUCCAACGCAUGCUCCUACCUCGUCUCGAUUAUCAUCCUCCUCGCUUCUCGAUAUCUUCUAUAG